AUGCAGUUGGCUUCUUACUUCUGUAGUGGUUAUUUAAAGGAUAAUGAGCAUGAGUGGGGUCAUUAUGCACUUGCUGUCCCUUUAUACACUCAUUUUACAUCACCUUUACGUCGAUAUUCAGAUAUUGUUGUCCAUCGGACACUACUUGCUACGAUAGAGGCCGAAAACAUUUAUUUGAAGCAGAUGGGAAAGGAAGUUGGAGGGAAGAAAAGAUGUUUCACAGGCAUCAACUUUGAUAAAAAUGCUGCAGAAUCUGUUGAAUGUAGGGAAGCUUUAUCAGCUGCAGCCUUGAAGCAUAGCGUUCCGAGUGCUAGAAUACUUGCAGAUAUUGCUGAUCAUUGCAACGAGAGGAAGAAAGCUAGUAGAAAUGUUAAGGAUGCCUGUGAUAGACUUUACAUAUGGUUUAUCCUGAAGCAGCAAAAGGUCUUACUAUCAGAAGCAAGAAUAUUGGGACUAGGCCCAAAGUUCAUGUCAAUUUAUAUUCAAAAGCUUGCGGUUGAGAGGCGCAUAUAUUAUGAUGAAGUUGAAGGUUUGACUGCUGAGUGGCUCGAGGCAACAUCCACACUGGUGCUUAGCAUAUCUCCUAAUAAGCGUGUUUUUAGGAGAGGCACCACUAACAAAUGGAGGGCAUUGUCAGAAGCUGUAUUGAUUGCUUGUCCGUAUGACCUGAAAGUUAAAAUGAAUUGUUGUAAUCAAAAUGAAGGGAUGGGAGUGGAUUCUAUUGCAUCUGACAUGAACACUGAAAUUAAUCCUGCAUUUUUUCCACUCACCGUGCAUCCUCUUUCAACAAUUCCAGUUGCAAUUCAUGCUGUUGGUGGUGAUGCUGGGCCUCUUAAUUUUGGAGUGAGGCUUUACAUGAGCUCUUAUUUUGAUUAA
Lathyrus sativus (Indian pea) is the source of this 876-nucleotide messenger RNA. The record is from the annotation of a GenBank genome assembly. Lineage: Eukaryota; Viridiplantae; Streptophyta; Magnoliopsida; Fabales; Fabaceae.